ACCAGUUUUCUUCGAUCUUCUUUUAUAUAUUUUUCUCUAAGUUCUUGAAACAAUGGCAGGUGGUGGAGAGGAUCAUGCAAUAGGGAUUGACUUGGGGACAACCUAUUCGUGCGUGGCAGUGUGGCAGCACGAUCGAGUUGAGAUAAUAGUGAACGAUCAAGGCAACAGAACUACUCCAUCUUAUGUUGCCUUCACUGAUACUGAGCAAUUGGUAGGAGAUGCAGCACUUAACCAGAUCAUCAAAAACCCUACCAACUCGGUCUUUGAUGCUAAGCGAUUGAUAGGUAGAAGAUUUAGCGAUGCAUGUGUUCAAAGUGAUAUGAAGCUUUGGCCAUUCAAGGUCAUUGAAGGUCCUAAUGACAAGCCCAUUAUUGUUGUGCAAGACAAGGGCCAAGAGAAACACUUCGCUGCUGAAGAAAUAUCAUCCAUGGUACUCGCAAAGAUGCAUAAAGUUGCUGAGGCCUAUCUUGGAUCAAGUGUAAAAAAUGCUGUUAUUACUGUCCCUGCUUACUUUAAUGACGCACAACGUCAGGCUACCAAAAAUGCUGCUGAAAUGGCUGACCUAAAUGUGAUUCGUAUAAUAAAUGAACCAACUGCUGCAGCCAUUGCUUACGGCCUUGAUAAGAAAACCGGUUCAGAGAGCAAAAGAACUGUGAUGAUAUUUGAUUUAGGUGGUGGUACUUUAGAUGUGUCACUACUAGUAAUAGGUCAUGGCGUCUUUGAUGUGAUGGCCACCGCUGGAGACACUCAUCUUGGAGGUGAAGAUUUUGAUAACAAAAUGGUGAACUAUUGUGCCGAGCAAUUCAAGAGGAAGCACGACUUGGACGUUAGUGGGAACUUGAGAGCUCUUACGAGGUUGAAAAAUGCUUGUGAGAAGGCAAAGAGGAGACUGUCAUUCGCAUCUUCAGUUGACAUCGACAUUGAUUGUUUGGACCAGGGUGUAGAUUUCAGUGCAACUAUUACCCGUGCCAAAUUUGAACAACUGAACAUGGAAUUCUUUAAAAAGUGCAUGGAGCCUGUGAAGAAGUGUUUGAGCGAUGCUGGCAUGGACGCAAGCAGUGUGGAUGAUGUUGUUCUUGCUGGCGGCUCUUCUAGAAUUCCCAUGGUGCAACAGCUACUACAAGACUUGUUCCAUGGGAAGGAGUUGUGCAAGGGCAUCAAUCCGGAUGAGGCGGUUGCCUAUGGAGCCGCCGCUCAAGCUGCAGUCUUAAGUGCUUGUGGUCACAAUAAUGGGAAUAGGCUUCAACUUUUCACUCUCUGUGAUGUCACCCCUCUGUCACUUGGGUUGGAGAGUACCGAACCUGACAGUUUCAGGAAACACAUGAAUUUUUUGAUCCCAAGAAAUUCCAGCAUCCCUGUAAUGAAGAAGAGCACUUUCACUACAAUUUAUGAUAACCAAGCUUCCAUAAGCUUUCCCAUCUACGAGGGUGAGAGUACUACACCUGCAGAGAAUAACUUUUUGGGUGAAUUUUCCCUUGAUGACAUUCCUGCAGCUCCUGCGGGAGCUCCUAAUUUUGAGGUUUGCUUCGAUAUUGAUGCAAAUGGUAUCUUGAAUGUCUCUGCCGAGGACAUGUCUACUGGAAGAAAGAAGGGGAUUACAAUCAAUAUGGAAAAAAGAAGCUUGGGAACUGAGAAGAUGAUGUGACAAUUUAUAUUCUUGUUCAAGGCUAUUACUGUACUACCUUGCUGGUUAUUUUGCUAACAGAUUUUUCUUGUUUCAUUCUUCUUUAAGGCUAUUACAAGUGUUUUUCAUUAC
Molecule: messenger RNA, 1756 nt
Organism: Rosa chinensis
Lineage: Eukaryota; Viridiplantae; Streptophyta; Magnoliopsida; Rosales; Rosaceae
Product: heat shock cognate 70 kDa protein
Exons: 2
Coding region: 53-1645 (530 amino acids)
Biological process (GO): protein refolding; cellular response to unfolded protein
Cellular component (GO): cytoplasm
Molecular function (GO): ATP-dependent protein folding chaperone; ATP hydrolysis activity; heat shock protein binding
Source: RefSeq, a predicted model, not a curated record